This is a messenger RNA of Prunus armeniaca (apricot), 1188 nucleotides long. The record is from the annotation of a GenBank genome assembly. NCBI's taxonomy places the organism in Eukaryota, Viridiplantae, Streptophyta, Magnoliopsida, Rosales, Rosaceae.
AUGGCUGGUGCUUCUCCUGCUAAGAAGGUUUUGGUUCCGAUUGCAAAUGCCACGGAGCGGAUUGAGGCGGUGAUCAUCAUCGACGUUCUGCGUAGAGCUGGAGCAGAUGUUACUGUGGCUUCUGUGGAGAAGCAGCUUCGCGUUGAAGCCUGCAAUGGCGUGAUCAUCGCUGAUGUUUUGAUUUCCGAUUGUAGAAAAAGCGUCUUCGAUCUCAUCACUCUACCCGGAGGUGUUCUAGGUGCUGCCAAUCUUAAGAAUAAUGAGGUUCUGGAAAGCUUGGUGAAGAAGCAGGCCGCAGAUGGGAAGCCCUAUGCGGCGAUCUGUGCUUCACCUGCAAUGGCAUUUGGACCAUGGGGUGUGUUGAAAGGACUGAAAGCAACUGGCCAUCCAUUAUAUAUGGAGCAAUUAGCAUCUAGCGCAAUCGCUGUUGAAUCAAGAGUGCAGGUGGAUGGCAAAGCUGUGACUAGUCGUGGACCGGGUACUGCCAUGGAGUUUGCUGUUGCGCUGGUUGAGCAAUUGUAUGGGAAAGAAAAAGCUGAUGAAAUAUCUGAGCUCGUGGUCAUGCGUUCCAACCACGGGGAUGAAUACAUCAUAACUGAGCUAAACCCAGUUGAGUGGACUCCCAAUGAUUCCCCAAAGAUUCUUGUACCUAUUGCAAAUGGCACAGAGGAAAUGGAAGCUGUUAUGAUAAUUGAUAUUCUACGACAAGCGAAAGCAAAUGUUGUGGUGGCCUCUGUAGAGGAUCAACUAGAAAUUGUUGCUUCUUGCGAAGUUAAACUGGAGGCAGAUGUGCUCCUUGACGAAGCUGCCAAACUUUCAUAUGACCUAAUUGUUUUGCCUGGUGGACUUGGUAGUGCCCCAACAUUUGCAAAAUCAGAAAAGCUCGUGAAUAUGUUAAAAAAGCAGAGGGAUUCACAGAGACCUUAUGGAGCGAUAUGUGCCUCCCCAGCUGUAGUUUUGGAACCCCAUGGCUUACUCAAGGGGAAAAAGGCCACAGCGUUCCCCGCAAUGUGCGACAAGCUGUCAGAUAAAAGUGAAAUCGAGAACAGGGUAGUGGUUGAUGGCAACCUCAUCACCAGCAGAGCACCAGGAACUUCCAUGGAGUUUGCUCUAGGAAUUGUUGAGAAGUUUUUGGGGCGCAAGGAAGCAAUAGAGAGUGCGAAAAUAAUGGUUUUCGUUCAUCCUUAG